Molecule: messenger RNA, 3527 nt
Organism: Aspergillus glaucus CBS 516.65
Lineage: Eukaryota; Fungi; Ascomycota; Eurotiomycetes; Eurotiales; Aspergillaceae
Product: ankyrin repeat domain-containing protein
Exons: 4
Coding region: 63-3368 (1101 amino acids)
Biological process (GO): positive regulation of transcription by RNA polymerase II
Cellular component (GO): nucleus
Molecular function (GO): protein binding; transcription cis-regulatory region binding
Source: RefSeq, a predicted model, not a curated record
CCAACAUCCUGGGUUGUCCAUACUAAGUUUACCAGGAUCUGUGACUAUAUUCACCGGCCCCAAUGAUGCCAUUGGUUUACCCGAAAUAUUCUCUAUGGCUUAUACUUACAUUGCUUAUCCUCUUACCGGGGACGCAAGCAGAUGAUGAUUGGGAUGACUUUACAAAUGAUCUCGCAACAGACCUGGCACCUCUUCUCGCCCUGUUCGGAGAGCGACUCACCAAACAGUACCUCUCGGAAUCUAUCAGCGUAUUGGAUAAUUUCACCUUCGCGUUGGCCCCCCUGGGAAUCCUAACCGCUGUGGUCUCUGUCAUUCGAGUCUGCGGCAAUUCAUCCCUCCGAGCGUUUGUUGGUCGAGCUCAGGAAGGUCCUGGAGAGGCGGAGCGUGAGCUCCUAUCUUGCGUGUCCGAAACAACCGCCGAGGUAUUCAAUAAUGGCGGCAUUUCGCGAGUCUUUGGAAAACCCCAGAUGUUGGAAAUCGUUAUGUGGGAGGAUAAAAAUGUGAAGGAGGGAGAGCACCCGCUCCAGAUUGGAACACUACGCGACGCACUGAGGGAGGGCGCUUGGUAUCGGGAAGGGUACAAAGGGGAGCACCUUGACGAGCAAGAUUAUCCGCCAGCACUUGACGUUCCAAACCUCUCGCUCAAUACGGGAAUUAAGAGGAGAAGCCAGGGCUGGUUCUACUUCGCCUCUGUCCUGGGUUGCGUGUUGCAAGUCGGAGUACUGUUAUUCUCUGCACUCACGGUAUUCCUGUAUCCGGCCAACUUCGAAAAAGAUGGAGAACCGGUCGCAGCAUACGCUUUCCCACUCUUCUUACUCGGAUCUAUACUACUCUGCACGGGAAUGUUCCUUUGCGCCUUCAUUAUCGAACGGUCCACGAAGGAGUUUUACCUGCGCCCCAAUAAGCCCAGUAAAAUCUAUUGGCUACAACCGGGAGGGCAGCAUAUCGGAGACCAAGUCUUUGGUGCAUUUUUGGAUGUCAAUGAAGGCCCCCGUUCCCAAGCGAGCACUGACAUUCGAUAUGUCAAAUCAACAAGGCUCGAAGGGUAUAGAGUCAACCAUGCCUGGUUAAUAUUAACGGUACUACUCACUAUCUCGGGAUGGGCCCUUCAGUUCGUUGGUCAAAGGGGGCUUAAUGCUUCGGUUGCCCUGGCGCAAAUGGGAUCUACCAUUUUAAUGGCAUUUGUGCGGACCUGGCUUCGAACAAAGAGAAUUGGUUCAGAUGAAAGUCGGCUUUCUCAAGAGGAAUGCCGACUUAGUUCGCAUAAGAAACAAGAACUGGAUUGUUUCGCGUUCCACUUGGAAGGAGUUGAAUCAUUCAACUUACGCACAAACUUUGCGGACGAUGCCUCUCGCGUCCCGUCCAGUCUUUCUGCGACAACGACGGCGGCAGAACCGGAUGCGUCAGUUGGGCUGGGGAUCAGGCUGAUUCAGACGAGAGUUCGCCUAGCAGAGCUCACAUCCAAUGCAGAGCAAUGUGGAAAUAAAGUGUGGCACGACCUCCCCAUUCGGAAUACUGCCUAUAAAUUGACCAAUACGAUCGAGAAAACGAUGGACCUGCUGUCCAAAUUGACAACAAUGACCAAUGGUGUUUGUUACUUUACGCUCCCGUUUGAGUGCCUAUCUCGCAGUGAGGGGGUUACUAUGACUUCACUAGAGCAGAUUACACUAAAGAUCGAACGAUCCGAGAAUAAUUUACAAUGGACAGUCGACGUCGGCGAACUUGAAGCGAUACUAGGGUUAUGGACAUGGUCACUGUUGAAAUCCAAUGAAGGCUGGCUUCAGCCAGAGCUUGGACGACUGGUUGGGCUUCAUGAGACGGAGGCCAAAGCUGAAGAGACCGACUUCUACUUCCACAAAUGGAUGUUUUGCGAAACAGAGGCGGAAAUGGUUUCGUCUAGCAUGAUAUCCUCUUCCCGACAACUAUUUGGCUUUUAUUCGGACUCUUAUCCUGAAGAUAUGGAUGUUCUUGUCGUCAAGACCAAGAACGAAUUAGACAUGAUGGCGGCCCAAGAUAUUUAUAUUCAUUUUCUCGACAAUAUUCUCGAAAAUUUCCAGCUUUCAGACAAGGUACAGAUACUUUCCGGGUCUCAAAAUGGCUACAUUGCCUCUAGCGAUCGUCUUGACGGACUGGUGCAAUGCUUUCGAUCUGGAAAUCUAGGAUCAAGAGAAGACGCCCUUUUGUGCAUUGUCCCUGUCUUGAAACGACGUAAUCUUUUGCCGGAUUUGGCAGCAGACACUCCUACCGUGUCUCAGCAGAUUGACGAAUUGGCUACAGAAGGGCAAUGGGCAGAUGCAUUCUCGAUUAUCCGUUGGCUCUGUAAGCGAUGCGAAGGACCAGAGUUCGAACGUUCAGCUUUCGAACUAGGCCGGCUCUGCCGCCGGGCACUGAUGGUUCGCGGGCAUCCCGUCAUCCAGCAGCACGGAUACUAUGAAACCUUCUGGAUUUUGCAAGCUGAAAGUCGAGCCGAUUACUUCAGAAGGUUCAAUCAACCUUUGGACAAGCUUCGCAAGCCGGGGUGGAUAGAUUCUCGGAAAGAGCGUGAAUGGUGGAAACUGUUUUCUAUGCAGAUGGGAUGGAUCGCAUGGCGUAUUGCCGAUUCGUCCAUAGUAACAGCCCUGGAGUCUCAUCUAGGAGCUAAUGGCUGCUUGACUCUCACUAAUAACGCAGGGAUAUCCGAAACAGAUUUGGAUCAAGCCAAGUCUGGAUUAUCUUCAUGGUUAACCCUUGAUAUGGAGAAAUUGAAGCAGGUGACGAUAUCGUCGAGCUCCACCGUCACUAGCCCGCCCAUCUUCAAUGAAUAUAAUUUCUCCAGAAGACAAGACUUUUUGUGUUUGAGAUUGGUUACACUGAAUGGGUUAACCUCCCUUAAUCAUUGCCUUAUGGUGCAAUGGGCCGAGGUCUGCAAGCUAAAGAUCGGAGAUGCCGCAACUGCAUUUGAGUAUGCGGCCCGGAGCGGGUCCGAUUCAGCAAUUGAAACAUUAUGCCGCCAGGGUCUGGAUAUCAACCAUGGUGCAAGGUCAGGUGCCAUGACGGCACUCAUGUUUGUUGUCUCCAUGGAUGACGAAGAAGCGACAGCAAGGGUUCUUGCGCAUGGUGGCAUGGUUAACAUCUGUCACAGACAUGUCCCAGUUUUACUGAUGGCUCGGAGUGCUGGAGUCAUAGCACUGCUCUUGGAAUACGGGGCCGUUAUCGAGAGUACGGAUAAUCAUGGUAACACAGCCUUCCACCUGGCAUGCGAGCGAGAUGAUCUCCAAACCGCUUCAUUACUUUUGAAAAAAGGCGCCAGGAUGGACAUAGUUGGAUCAGGCAUGUCGAUCACGGAGCGAAUAUCGAUGUGCAGAGUCGCAAUGGAAGAACAGCCUUAAUGACGGCAGCAUGCGAAUCGUCAACGAACUCGCUACGUCUUUUACUUGAAAAAGAAGCCGACAUUCAUAAGCGGGAUAAUCAAGGCAGGACAGUCUUCGAGCUACUCAAAGAGUGCGACGAAUCUGAGGCCAAAGAGACGAAGGUUCUCUUGGAAGAGC